CCGAUCUAAUGCCAGCAACCAUUGUUCCGUACCUCUACCUGUGCGUGUGCUGCUGCCGUAAUUAUAAAUAAAUUUAGGACUUAUUGACUUGUAGAAGUUGUAUCGUAACAAAAUGAAUAAAUGAAGAUGUUUUUAUGUCAUUUCUUAUUCUACUUGGAAUCGCACACGAUUUCAAUGCCCAUUGUUUUUCGAUAAGAAAUGGGAAAUGCAGGAUUCUCGCAGAAGCAGGAUGGCCUUGCUUUUUUAAGAUCUCCAAGGCCCCCGCUUUAGUAUGCCAUUCUUGAAUUACGUCGUUGAUGCCGUUCUCCUCCCCACAAGACGGAUGUAGUGACAACUACGAAGAUGGUUAACAAAAAUAAUGAUCCAGGCAACAACAUGUCGCCGUCUGCGGCGCUGCACGGUUUUUCUCCCGGCGGAGGGAGGACGAAAAAUAGCAGGAUGGAUGUGCUGAAAUUUCUGUAUCGACGCGGCAAGAGCAGGCAUUGGAGCGCCGGAGCUGCAGGAGAUUGCUCUAUUUCACACGAUGCUGCAAAUCCAAAUGCAAAACUCGUCAAUCCACCCAGGAAGACGUCGAGAUGUUGGAGAGAGAGAACCCGGCUGCACUCGGUAAGUAGAGCCGCUUUAUUUCUACUGCUCCUACUACUGCAGCUGACACUUGAGAUAAUUCUCGGCGAUUUGUUCCUGCUUGGAUCUUGUGCAGGACAGCAGCCGGCGCAUCCUAGCGCUGGGCAAGGAACAAGUGGUGCGAAGACGAGUGCAACUGCUAGGCCUGCGUCAGUACACAAAAAUGUGAAUCUUCCCGCUCCCCGCGGCCCUAGCUCCGAGAACAUUCGAGAAGACUUGAUUUUGAACCCCGCCAAACAGACACAGUAUCACCCGGAUAUCGAGAACGACCUAUCAAAUGCGAAUAUGUCUGGGUCUGGAAAAUUGUCGUGCUGUUUUUGCAUGACACAGAAGGUCUGUCCUGGACGCCCUAGCAUUACAGGUUUUGACAAGCUUCCGCAUUUUUGCAUAAUCCGCAUGACAAAUGCCGCAUUUUGGUGACAGGAAGUGGGCAUCUGUUGCUGCCUAUGCAUGAGAGAUUUGCGCGUGUCGUGAAAUGUGCAUCACAAGUUCGCAUCCUUCCAGACCCAAACAUUUUUGCAUUUGAUACAGCCCCUUCCCCGACCACGACUGCCGGCGUGUGGAAAACCCCGUUAUGCAUUGCAAAUAUGUGGUCUGGGUCUGGAAGGAUGCAACUUGUGAUGCUGGAUUUGGAUUCUAGAUAUAUCUGUGUUGCAUGAAUAGCAAAAGAGGUCCAGUUUUUGCCACGGUGAGAGGGCAUUUCUCAUGCGGUAUAGGCAUCAGAAAGACCUGACAAAAUCAGUGAUGCUAGGGCAUGCAUCACAGACAGCAGGAGUCCUGCAAAAUGUGCAUGACAAGUCUGUGUGUAAGUCUUCCAACCUUCCAAACCCAGACAUAGUUGCACUUGAUACCCGUUAUCGAUUGGCAAAGGCUCCGCACGGUCUUCAAGAUUGGGUGUCCGGCGACCAAAUAUACUUACACCUUGCAAUGCUCCACCAUGGUCACCAAUUGGGCGGCGGGGCUGGCCUUUUUGGAGGACUGGACUGAUUUCCCCGUGCAGAAAGUAUGCAUUGCAGAAAUGUCUGGGUCUGAAAGAAUGCAGGACUUGUCUUGCUUGUCUGGUAUGACUCUUGGAUCUGUGAUGCGUAAGCAGGACCGGGGCCUCCUGCCUGGCAUGCAAAAACGCAGUUUGCCAUGCGGAAAACGAAGCACAUGAUGGCACGUGCAAAAACUUGUCAUGCUUGGCUGCGUAUUGUAGUUGUUCGCCCAUCAUUCACAGACUUGCAUCACAAGUUUCCAGACCCAGACACUUUUGCAAUUGAUAGAAAGGCCGCAAGCACGACCGCGUCCGAAAAAAGGCGGUGGAGCAGUGCUAUAUCCUGUAGAAAAACGUCCCUCCCACGACAGAGGCCGAGUUGUCGUGCAGAUUUGCAAUUGCAGGUGCAGGAACUACGCUUCUAUUAAUCCGCACCCCGAACAAGGGAGGCACUCCCAGCCGUUUUUUUUGAAUUUGUAAUGCUGCAAAUAGGACCAGGAGAUGGCUUUGUGAUGCGGCUGCCCUCGCUAGUAGUAACCUGCAGUACAAUACAGCGAAAGACAGAAACUUGCCAUGAGUGACUUCUCCCAAAGUGUCUGGACUUGUGUUGCAGAGAUCCCAACUCGAGGACUAGGGGAUGGGGACAUUUUUCCACAGGAUACGCUACUUGGGCUACCUCACCUUGAUGAUCGUUCGCCUCAUGCAGUGCAUGCUCAAAGAACAGAUGGGUGAUUGCUACCUUCCGUAUCCAGAAAAAAACAAUCAUCUUCCCCAGCAUCCCUUUUAUGCAUGACAAACACAGGAUUUCAUACGUGUUUUGCAUGACAAACUGGAUAGCAGAUAGUUGCUUUUUUAUGGAUAUGCCGUACUCGGUACACGUGCGGGAGCUUAUACGCGGCGUGAAUUUCAUAUGGAAGCGUCAGGAUCGAAAUUGACAAAGUUGAAAAAACUUGUGAUGCAUAAAAUGCUAGACGCAAAGUGCCGGUCUUGCAGAGCAGGCAACUGAGGCCGAUUAUAAGCCUGUUUGGGGUGUGGGAUAGAGCUGCUAAAACAGCAUUACAAAAGCAGUCUUCUCUGCUCAAACAGCUGCAUGACAAAUUGGAUUUCCAUGCUGCCAAAAUUUGUCAUGCGCCACUUGCAAACUGGGCUCCAGCUGGUAUCGCUUUUUUGCAUUACAGAUUAUUUCAACUUGCACGAUUUCGAUCCCGACACUUCCAUACUUCAAGGUUUUUCUCGGCACGGACUGGCCAGUGUUUGCGCUGCUCAACAUAUCCCACGAAAAAACUGUUUCACUGUGAACUUGUGAUGCAGAAAAUGCAUCACUGAAGUGUUUGUCUUGCUACACAUGCAAGGCAAGUGAUUUUUAGCAGUGUUUUCCCUUAGGAUCGUUGCAUGGCAAGUUUUCCCUUUAAUGUGUAGCGAACUUGUAAUGCAAAACUUGCAAAAUCCUUACAGUGAAAUAGUUUUUUCUUGUGAUACAACACGGCUCCAUUCUACAACUGGCCAAGCUACGACAAGGAAAACUUGGAUUUCGAUUGUGACAAAAAAUCCAAAAGUAUGAAAGUGCACAACCUCGUCCCCCACCACUUAUGUAGAGCAUCAACAGCAUUACAAACACCAGUACAGGUGGACGCUGUGCAUGACAAGUUUUUUAUCCGCCGAGUGUACUAGUACUAUUUAUUUUGAUUUCUGGAAAAAUUUGUCAUGCACACGGUGCCACAAGGUAGCAACUGGAUUUCGGUUUUCGCAUGACAAAUGAGGGGAAGGGCGGGGAGUUGUGCACUAUCAUAAAAAGCGUGGUCUCCUGGACGGAAUUCCGGGACUUGUUUGUGUGGCCGGAAGACUACAGGAAACACUGGUUUGAAGAAAGCAUCCAGUAUUAUCACACAGCAGCUCCUCCCGUUGAACGUGAAGUACAACAUGGUGGUGAGCAUAGAGAACAAGUCGACGAAACGGGACACUAUCCCACAAAAAAAAACUGUUUCACUGUGAUGGCUUCGCAAGAUCUGCAUCUUCACAAGUUUGCUACACAUGACACAGAAAAUUUGCCAUGCGCGUUUCCCAAGGGCAAACACGCUUAAAAAUCCAUAGUGUUGCAGGUGUAGCAAGACACACACUUUGGUGUUCCGCUCUCUGCAUCACAGGUUCACAGUGAAACAGUUUUUUCUCACGAUAGACACACCCUGCUGAUCACUGAGGAAGAGAAGCUCGGGAUGCGGUUGGCUUUUCCGAUAUGGGGUUCUCAAACGUAUCAUUCUCAACUGUUGCGUGAAUUUGUCAUGCAAAAGCACCAUCAUCAUCCUCACGAUCAAGCUGCUUCGCCCACCCCCCGGGGAGGGGAUCCUUGACCUGUGGCGCUGGGAGCGGGUGUCCACUACAUGAUGAUGAUGAUGAUGAUGAAGCUGCUCCGCAUAACAAAUUUGCGAAGGGCUAAACCGCGCCUAAAUCUGUGUGGAAUUUGUAAUGCUACAGGCGCAAGAGCCUUUCCCUUUCACUUUUCCCAUUCGUGCAUCACAAAUUCAUGUAACAGUUGAGAAUGUAACAGUUGAAAACGCGGCCAUAUCCGAAGCCAUUGGCGUAUGACGAGGAAAAGCGGCGCUGGUUGUACGACCAAAGAACAGAAGAUGAUUCAUCCAUUUCUACCGCAGCAGGGUAUGAUCCUGCAGAGCAGGUAGAAGAAAGUCCUCUCUUUAUCUCGCACAACAAUCGCGGGCCGGCGCCCAUCAUUCGCAUAUGAAAGCCUCAGAAUGGAAAUUCUCAAAGUGGGAAAAAUUUGUGAUGCAUGAAAUGCGACACCAAAAAGACUGUAUUGCAGAGAACGCAAUUUGGGGGCUGACUAUUGUCCUUCUACGGGUUAAGAAUUGGAGUGCUGAUUAGCAUGACAGAAACGCACCCCUUUGCCUGACUAGCAUGACAGACACGCUUUGAGUGCCCGGGAAAUUUGCCAUGCGCCAACUAGAAUAGGUGCUCCAACUAGAGUCGUUUUUUUGCAUUUCAAAUUAUUUUCACCGUGAGGAUUUCCAACGUGAGGCUUUCAUAUCGCACGCUCGAGCAGGAGGAGGAGUUGUUUGCGGAUGUCAGUGAACACAGCUUCAUCCCUAUGCAAGAAAAAAACUGUGUAAAGUGUAACUCUGUAAUGCAGAACAUGCAACAGCGGGUUACGCCUGUCAUGCCACACAGCCAUGAAGUCUCUUUUUAUGAUGUGGGUUUUCUCUUACAAGCCACGCAUGACAGGUUUUCUCUGUCAUGUAGAGCAAAUUUGUGAUGCUGUCCGCCAAACAAGAAAGUUACACUUACACAGUUUUUUUCUUGCAUAAUCCGAAAGAUGGACGAGAAGGAAAACCGAUUUUACUACCAGGUCGUCCGACCGCCCGGUAAAGCGUUUAUGAGGGCUGUUUUUCCACCAGAACAGCAUGAGCCACCAGAUGAGUACUUUUUCCAGACGCCGAAGCAGGCGCAUUUUUACAGCAAUAUGGCGCUCUCAAACGUUACAUUCUCAACUGUUAAUACAUGAAUUCGUCAUGCAGUUUUACAAUCAGAGUCGACACAGUCAAGCUGCUUUGCAUGACAAAUUCUCGAAGGGCCAAACGGGCUGAGAAUCUGUGCCAAACCUGUAAUGCGAAAGGCGCAAUCUUUCCCCUUUCAGUUUUGCCAUUCUUGCAUCACAAAAAGAAUGUAGUACUUAAUAGUUGAGAACGCCAUAAGCAAAUUUCGCUCCUGGUGGCUGGAUUCGAUCAAAUUUGUCUAUGACAAGCGCAUUUCGGAAGACACGGCAACGAGCUCGCAGCAGUGUCUAUACGGACUCUACACAGCGAACGUGAUUAAGGCGCUCUGGGCCGCGGAUACCGAAUCAUCUGCCUUCCAAGCCUACGCCGAGCAUGUCAAUGGCAUGUUUUUUGAGUCCCUGCACUUCCUAUGAAUUGCAAAAGCAUGAUCGCACUAGUUGUAUAAACUGCAUUACAAAUUGACUUAGGUAGGAGCAUUACAAACUGAAUUUGUAAUGCGGAUUGGCCUAAACAAAAAGAUUUGCAAUGCAUACACGCAAUUAGUACGAGUGCGAUACGUUUGCGCUGCAUACUUCCUGGGCGGUAGCAAGUGGCCCAUUUUCGCCUUACUGGAGCACGGGAAAUCCCUAUCAACUGCAAAUGUCCCUGGAUGUCUGGACGAAUGCAAGAACUUGUGAUGCUAUCUUUGGACUGAUGAACAUAAAAUCUGUAUUGCAUGAACAGCAAAAGAGCUCCAGUUUUUGCUGCGCCGAGAGAGCAUUUCAUCUCAUGGGGUAUGAGCAUGAUCAGAAAGCCGUCGCAGAAGCUGUGAAGAUGCUACGUCAAGCAUCACAGACAUCGCGGGUCAUGGAAAAUAUGCAUGACAAACCUGGCACUACUUCUUUCCCAGACCGAGACAUAUUUGCACUGCAUAAUCCCUGCGGCGGCACAAGUUUGACCUGGAUUUUUCCCGGGGCGAGCUGGAUCUGAUAUGGCAUUCUCAAUUGUUACAUUCUCAACUGUUGCAUGAAUUUGUGAUGCAAGAAUGGCAACAGGAAAAGGCCGGAUCUUGCAACUCUUGCAUUACAAAUUCGGCACAGAUUCCCAUGCUGUUUAGGUUUUCCAAAAUUUGCCAUGCGAGGCAGCUUCACUGUGUGGACGUUGAUGCUCAUCUUGCAUGACAAAUUCAUGUAACAGUUGAGAAUGUAACGUUUGAGAACACCAUAUCUGAUAUGGAAAGACUCGGGUCCCUGGCUGCAGUCCCUCGGUGUGGAGGAACACGGGGCGAAGAUCCUGGGGUAUCCUGUAUAAAAACGUCCCCACCCCAGGGUUGUCAUGCAAAUGUGCAAUGACAGCAACAUUUGUAGUAACGCGCAUCUCCUUGAGAGGCAUUUCCAGUCCGUGCUUUGGAAUUUGCAAUGCUGUAAACAGGAAGAGUAAAUGGCUUUCUCAUGCGGCUUUCCUUGCUAACCAGCGCUACACUGCAAAUGGAAACUUGUCAUGCAGAUCUCCCAAAGCUUGGAGAUUUGUGUUGCAGUUUUCCCACCUUGACUAUGGUGCGGGGGCGUUUUUACGUAGGAUAUGGGGAGUUUCAUCGGCAGUGCUCUUUCCGACCAGGACGUUUUGGCGAGGCCCGAGGGGAAAAUGCGGGACGAGAUGAUUAUAUCAAAGAACCCAGAGAGAAUAAUUGCUACUACCUCAACACGAGCUGCAGGACUAAAAACAGCGAGCUACUUCUCCCAUCGCGAUUCCCACUACGGGUGGCGUCCUUCCUUUGUGGAUAUGCAUUGCAAAAGUAUCGUAGUACUCGUAUAAAUGCAUUACAAAUUUUCUCAGCAUGAGAAAUGAAAUUUGUCAUGCUGAUUUACCUUAAGAAAAAUAUUUGUGAUGCAAGACCUGCAUUUAUACGAGUACGAUACUUUUGCACUGGAUAGUGGAGCUGGUCCGGCAAAUUACGGGGGCGGUGUACUACAAUGAAAAUACCCCCACCCCAGCACUUGGGAGCAUUUGUAUUGCAAACCCUUCCAAAUGAAACACUCGCCCUCUUGCAUCUAUCAGCGUCACAGAUUUUCGAUCGUGAAUUAUAGCAAAAAUCUGUAUUGCAAAAAAUCGCAGGAAGAGUGGCGCUCGUCAUGCAAGCGAUGCUAAAUACGCCUAGAAGACUCUGCAUCAGAAAGAUUCAUAGUCCUUUCCUGCAAGACAGAGGGCUUUCACUUGGAGACUUUGCAUGAGAAACUUCUGCAAAUUCAGGGGUGGGGGUAUUUUCCACUUUGAUACGGUACUGCAGGACGGGAAAAACCGGGAAACCGGCAGACGGCUGCUAUACGUGUCCUUCGUGUACGGAAAGUACAAAAAAUACAUCGCCGGAUGGACCCGCCGGCUCAAGGCGUUGCGCAUGACGAACUUCCUCUUCUAUUGCUUGGAUUGGGACACGUACGCGGAAUGCGAGAGGGUCGGCGACAGGGAGUUUAGAAGUCCGUCAUCAUCAUCCUCAGAGUCCUCGUGGUCCUCGACAGGAAAUAAUAUUCUUGUUUCUCCACCACGGCCACGGUGUGCCAUCGGGGAAACCAUUUCGUCCUAUCCUGAGUAAAAACGUACCCACACCAGAGUCAGGAUGAGGAUGUUGCAACACAAACCUAGGAGUUUUGUGAGUCACGCAUGACAAGUCGCACUAUGCAGCGUAGUGCAGGUUAGCAAGUGCAGCCGCAUCACAGAUUCAUCUGCUCAUCCUGUUCACAGCAUGACAAAUUCCAAAGCACGAUUGGAAAUGGCUCUCAUGGGGAUGCGCAUUACAAGUCUUCCUGUCUUUGCAAAUCUGCAUUACAACUCUGGCGUGGGUACGUUUUUACUCAGGAUACGUCCCUCAACAAGUUCACGAUCGUUUUGACGGCACUGCAACUCUAUGCAUUGCAAAAGUACUAUCGUACCAACUAGAAGGAGUAACCGCAUUACAAAUGAGCUAGGCAUGACAAAUGGAAUUUGUAAUGCUGUUUUAGCAUAGGAGGAAGAUCUGUCAUGCAAAUCCGCAACUGGUUUUGGGUUUAGGACGAGCGCGAUACUUGUUUUGCAAUGCAUCAGCUCGGGUUUGACGUUUUCUGGGUGGAUUUGGACGCGUAUAACAUUGCACAACUCCCCCUCCCCCUCAUUUGUAUGGCACGACGAGCAGCAAGACAAACACCAAAAAACAUGGGGCCUGUGCGUGACAAAUUUAUAUGCAGCCUAAAAAUGUAGUACUGAUUGCACUUCCGGAAUUUGUCAUGCAAACAGUGCCAGAAGGGAGCAAUUGGAUUCGGGUUUUUUCAUGACAAAUGAGGGGGAGGGGGAGUUGUGCACUCUCAUAGCGCGUACCUGGUGCAAGAUCCGACAGAAGACGUUUACGCCACGUUGGAACUCGGGAUGAAGACCGCUUCAUCUGCGUUGAAUGAAGAUUCUCACAAAGAUGACGAUUUCGACUUCAGCAAGCGGUACAAGGACUGGGCACAUAUGGGGCUCUCAAACGUCACAUUCUCAACUGUUACAUGAUUUGUCAUGCAACAUUCCCAUAAGUCGCCAGAAGAUGAUUAAGGUGCUUUGCAUCACAAAUUCUCGAAGGGGUACUUAAACAGCAUCUAAAUCUGUUGCAAAUAAUUUGUGAUGCGAGACUCGCAAGCUUGCCCCUUUCCAUAUUGCUCUUCUUGCAUCACAGAUUCCUCGUGUAACAGUUGAGAAGGUAACCGAUUUGAGAACGCCAUAGCACAACGGUCAGACGUUGGGCUCUACCCCCUGCACGGAGACGCCUACUCCCUGCUCACGCUGUAUGAAACUGUCAGGAUUGAAAUUGACAAAGUUGAAAUGAUUUGUCAUGCAUAAAAUGGAUGCCAGUCGGAAGCCCACUUAUCAAGCGGCGCAUGACAAAUUUUCAUAGCACCGGAAUCCAGUUUGUCAUGCUGUUUGGUUACAGAAGACUGCUUUUGUCAUGCUACUUUAGCAGCUCUAUUUCAAACCCUAAACAGGCUCACAAUCGACCUCCCUUGCCUACUCUGCAAGACAGGCAUUUUGUGGGCUGCAUUUUAUGCAUCACAAACUAAAUUUCAACUUUGACGAUUUCAAUCCUGACGCUUCCAUACGCUGGAAGGAAUGAAAAAUGACGCAAAUACGGAGCGCGCGGGCCGCGCAGCAGCAGCUCUGUCAUCCUCGUCGACGGGCACUAAUGGCAGAAGUAGAAAGUGUCCAGCAGCAGGAGCUGGUGGAAGAACUACAAAUCGAAAUCGCCCAGACAAAAGCACAACACGAAGAUCACAGCAGAUGAAGAAAACCACGGAGAAUGAAAGUGAAACUAUGCAGGGCGACCUGUCGGCAAAAUCAAAAAUACAACGGGGAAUAACAAGAAACAGCCGCGCAGAACCGUUUGAGAUGCUGAUCUCUUACUCUUUUAUCUCAGACUGCAUCUGCAACGGCUUUUUCUUCAUGAAAAGCACGCCAAGAAUGGAUAGGGAAUACAAAAUCUCCGUGGUUGUACCUACACGUACUGCAAGAUGCAUAGACAAAUUGUUCUGCCAAGAAUCCCAAGCAUGAGGGGCCCGAGACUUGUCAUGCCGAAUGACUUUAGGUAAAUAUUUUGUCAUGGAGUAACAGCAUCUGUAAGUCGUGUACGGGAAGUUUACGUGUGGAUAAGGUAGGAAUGGAUGAAACAGCUGAUCAUCUGGCUCUACCACCAUCCAUAUGAGCACUAUCGAGAGCAAACAUGUCUGGGUCUGGAAGGGUGGAACUUGUAAUGCUGUCUUUGGAUCCUGCAAAAAAUCUGUAGUGCGCAUGCAGCACGAGGAGUCCAGUUCUUGCUACGCGGACCGGGCAUUUCUCACGCGGUAUAGGCAUCAGCAAGCGCUCACAAAAUUUGCGAUGCUAGGACAUGCAUAACAGACAUUAACAUUAUGGGGCAUGCAAAAUGUGCAUGACAAGUUUUGCAUUCUUCCCGGCGACCCAGACACAUUUGCAAGGCAUAAGCACGACCAGCGCGCAAUGUCGGCCUUUCUAAACUACACCGAGAAAGUCGCGUUUCCAAAGCAUGUGGAAGAAGAUCUUCAUGGAAGUAGCGGUGCUGAAACAAUAGGAGAUGGCGACAACUUGGGACAAGUGGACGACGCAGGUGAGUCUACUUUUUGCAGCGAACAAGGCGACGACGAAGUGGUCGAAAAGAUGGCUGUGAACGAAGAAACCGGGGCAGAUGAACCCCCUCCUGAAGAGACACCAUCAGCUGCGACAAAAAACAAACAACACCUCUGGUAUCCGCCCGAGGUUCCGCAUAUGGAUCUCUCAAAUCGGUUACCUUCUCAAGUGUUACAUGAUUUGUCAUGCAAAAUGCGCAUCAGCAUCCACACGAUGAAGCUAUUUCGCAUGACAAAUUUUUGAAGGGCUAAGCAGCAUGAAAAUCUGUGCCAAAUUUGCAAUGCGAGAGGUGCAAGCUCCCUUCUUUUGCUUUUCCUUUUCUUGCGUCACAAAUUUCUGUAACCGUUGAGAAUGUAUUAACAUUUGAGAACGCCAUACCGCACUGGUUUGUGUUCGAACCAAACAACAAAUAUGUCAACUAUCCUGUUGUGAAACUCCGAUCACUUCUUCCUUGAUGCGCACCUCCGUCAAUGGGGCAUCAAGAUGCAUUUAUGAUUUUUCAUGCGUUUAUUUGAACUUCAUCUGGAGUUUAUGUUUAUCCCCAUAAGAAUGCCCUUUCUCUGCCAACUAUACUAGUCACGGUGUGUAGUUCUUCAAGUUGAAGUUCUUCGAUUUCCUCAGGAUAGCCCCUGGCCGUAUUGGACCGGGAAGAUGGAUGAAAUUUUGUUGAUCCACUUUCUCUAUCCUGUGCAAAAGUAUCGUACUCGUAUUGCAAUCAUGCAUUACAAAUCUUGUUCUCAAGGUAAAUCCGCAUUACAAAUUUCAUUUCUAAUGCUGGGGAAAUUUGUAAUGCAUUUAUACGAGUACGAUGCUUUUGCAAUGCAUAUUCUCGACGGCAGCGCCUACAGUCUCUACGGUCGGGGGGAUUGGGAUGCUAGCAUCCCGGUCGUGGCGGAGCAUUCUGCAGCAUCUACCUCCUCAGGCCCGACGGAUCAGCAUCCUGCAGCUGCAACAGGUAGUGUGGAUGCGUCGAGUAGUCAGGAAAGAAUAGGUUCCUCCGGACCCGGAGCUGCUAGCGCACCAAUAGACGUCGAAGAUGAACCGCUCGUAUUCACAGAAAAAACUACCUACUUUUCCCAUCUAUUUUAGCAUGACAAAAACAGUGCACGCUUCAUGCUCUGCAUUACAAAUUGGAUCGGGCGAAAAGGUGUAGUUUCUUCAGUCCAUACCCCGACGGGAGGAUGUUAGACACUUUCUACGAAGAUUUGGACAGCUACAGUCGCAGGUUUUCCGGUCGGGAAAUACGCGUGGAGCAAGGAGAUGAAGAAUCCUUAUCUUCCGCGCUCGCUUUAACCCCGAAGAUGAAGCGGCUGCUACAGAGAGCCCGGGAGCCGGAAAUUGUCGGGACUCGGCAGAUAUUCACCGCAAAUAAAGUAUCGCACUCGUAGUAAGCGCAACCUUGCAUCACAAAUUUGUUUGUUCACCUCAAUCUGCUUGACAAAUUACAUUAUAUUCAUCGCGCGAAAAUUAGUGAUGCUAUUGCUACUAGUACGAUGCUUUUGCAAUGCAUAGCAGAAAUGCGGUAUCCUGCCCAACGUCCACUCGGCGCACGAAGGAGUUGGGUGGCUGGACGCGGAGGUGCGGAGGGUGUAUCCGAUGUAAAGACGAAGAAGGCUACUUUGAUGUCGGGAAUCGGAAAUGCGGAAGGCGAGGGGACAACGAAAAGCUAAAGACGCUGACGCUGAGGCAGUACGAAGGAACAGACGAAGGAAGAGAAAUUGAGCACGUUCACGUUCAAGAUUGUUCACCCUACACAGCAGACGCACAAGAAGUUCAAAUGAAAGCAAAUAACCUGAGUAGCAAUUAUUAAAACGAAAAGAUAUAAUCAGUACUUCAAAAUGAAAAUCACACUCACAUGAUUGUUCGAGCGACGAGGGAGAGAAGAAAGAAGAAAGAAGAAUUGGAAGCGGGAGUUUCCAGCUGAGCACAACAAGCAAGCUAAAAUUCUUUACUUUGAACGAGUCAGAGUCCAAGUAGGUGUGACCUACUUGUUCUUGACCACGCUCUGGACAGCUUCUUCCACCAGUGUGAAUCACCCAGGAUUUUCAAAAACAAGUGUUUUGCUC
This is a messenger RNA of Amoebophrya sp. A120, 12296 nucleotides long. The record is from the annotation of a GenBank genome assembly. Lineage: Eukaryota; Dinophyceae; Syndiniales; Amoebophryaceae.